Molecule: messenger RNA, 2923 nt
Organism: Argentina anserina (silverweed cinquefoil)
Lineage: Eukaryota; Viridiplantae; Streptophyta; Magnoliopsida; Rosales; Rosaceae
Product: pre-mRNA-splicing factor ATP-dependent RNA helicase DEAH7-like
Exons: 1
Coding region: 16-2739 (907 amino acids)
Biological process (GO): mRNA splicing, via spliceosome
Cellular component (GO): spliceosomal complex; intracellular anatomical structure
Molecular function (GO): RNA binding; helicase activity; ATP binding
Source: RefSeq, a predicted model, not a curated record
AGCAAUGUGGCUGAUAUGAGUGGUGAUUUGUGUUUGUUUUAUGGGGAUGAUGAGUUUUGUCGAAAGAAGGAAGUGGAGUUGGCGAAGAGGAUGGUGCAGAGAGAUGGGAGUAGGAUGAGCCUUGCUCGGACCAGGAGGUUGGCGCAGCGCAAUGCGGAUAAUGCUCAGUGGGAGGACAGGCAGCUUCUGCGAUCUGGUGCGGUUAGAGAUACUGAGGUGCAGAAUGAGUUUGAUGAUGAAGAUGAGAGCAAAGUUAUGCUUCUUGUUCAUGAUACAAAGCCUCCUUUCUUGGAUGGUAGAGUUGUUUUUACCAAGCAAGCGGAGCCGGUUGUGCCAGUUAAGGAUCCCGCAUCGGAUAUGGCCGUGAUUGCACGCAAGGGGUCUGCUCUAGUUAGGGAAAUCCAUCAGAAGCAGAGUUUGAAUAAAUCACGUCAGCGAUUUUGGGAGCUUGCAGGUUCCAAACUUGGUGAUAUUCUUGGUGUUGAGGAAACAGCAGAGCAUAUUGAUGCGGAUACUGCUGUAGUUGGUAAAGAUGGUGAAGUUGAUUUUAAAGAAGAUGCAAAGUUUGCUCAGCACAUGAAGAAUGGGGAGGCUGUUAGUGAAUUCACAAAGUCAAAAACCAUCUCAGAACAACGCCAGUAUCUACCUAUAUAUUCUGUGCGGGAUGAGUUACUGCAGCGAAUUCGAGAAAAUCAGGUUAUUGUAGUUGUUGGAGAAACUGGUUCUGGAAAGACAACUCAACUGACACAGUAUCUGCAUGAAGAUGGCUACACUGUAAAUGGUAUAGUGGGUUGCACCCAACCAAGGCGUGUGGCAGCCAUGAGUGUUGCAAAAAGAGUUAGUGAAGAGAUGGAGACUGAGCUUGGUGAUAAAGUUGGCUAUGCAAUUCGUUUUGAGGACGUGACAGGGCCAAAUACUGUGAUAAAAUACAUGACUGAUGGAGUACUUAUGCGUGAAACACUAAGAGAUUCUGACCUUGAUAAGUACUGUGUAGUUGUAAUGGAUGAAGCCCAUGAAAGGUCACUAUAUACAGAUGUGUUGUUUGGGAUUUUGAAAAAAGUCGUUGCCCAGCGUCGUGAUUUUAAGCUUAUCGUGACAUCUGCUACUUUAAAUGCUCAGAAAUUCUCAGAUUUCUUUGGAGGUGCACCGAUUUUUUCCAUUCCUGGAAGAACAUUUCCUGUAAAUAAAAAAUACAUAGGCCCAUGUGAAGAUUAUGUUGAAGCUGCAGUGACACAGGCCAUGAAGAUUCACAUUGCCAGCCCUCCAGGUGAUAUCCUCAUCUUUAUGACUGGGCAAGAGGAGAUUGAAGCAGCCUGUUAUUCUCUUGCGCAGCGAACGGAACAACUUAUCUCCUCCUCGAAGAAAGGUAUGUCUAAACUCUUGAUACUCCCUAUGUACUCACAGCUGCCAGCUGACUUGCAAGCAAAGAUAUUCCAAAAGUCUGAAGAUGGGGCUCGUAAGUGCAUUAUAGCAACAAAUAUUGCUGAGACAUCUUUGACUGUAGAUGGUAUCUUUUAUGUCAUUGACACCGGCUAUGGUAAAAUGAAAGUAUUCAACCCUAGGAUGGGUAUGGAUACCCUUCAAGUAUUUCCUAAUAGUCGUGCUGCUGCUGACCAACGUGCUGGGCGUGCUGGUAGAACUGGGCCUGGAACAUGUUAUCGGCUGUACACUGAGAAUGCCUACCUGAAUGAGAUGCUGGCCCGUCCUGUACCAGAGAUUCAGCGGACGAACCUUGGCUAUGUGGUCUUGUUGCUCAAGUCUCUCAAGGUUGAUAACUUGCUUGAUUUUGAUUUCAUGGACCCACCUCCCCAGGAAAAUAUUCUUAAUUCAAUGUACCACCUGUGGAUCUUGGGAGCACUCGACAAUGUGGGAGGUUUGACUGCCUCCGGCUGGAAAAUGGUGGAGUUCCCAUUGGACCCUCCACUUGCUAAGAUGUUAUUGAUGGGUGAAAAGCUAGGAUGUGUUGAUGAAAUUUUGACUAUUGUCUCCAUGCUUUCAGUGCCGUCAGUAUUCUUUAGUCCCAAAGAUAGGGCAGAGGAGAGCGAUGCUGCUCGGGAGAAAUUUUCAGUCCCUGAGUCUGACCACCUGACAUUGUAUAAUGUUUAUCAACAGUGGAAACAACAUCAGUAUCGGGGGGACUGGUGCAGUGACCAUUUUUUGCAUGUUAAAGGGUUACAAAAAGCUAGACAGGUUAGGUCCCAGCUGCUAGAGAUUCUGAAGAAGUUGAAAAUUCCGCUCACAUCUUGUUGGCCAGAUACUGACAUUGUGAGGAAAGCUAUUUGCUCAGCAUACUUUCAAAAUGCAGCAAAGUUUAAGGGUGUGGGUGAGUAUGUUAAUUGCCGGACUGGGAUACCAUGCCAUUUACACCCAAGCAGUGCCCUUUAUGGCAUGGGCUGUACCCCGGAGUAUGUGGUUUAUCAUGAACUGAUUUUGACAGCAAAGGAGUAUAUGCCGUGUGUCACAGCAGUGGAUCCACAAUGGUUGGCUGAUUGGGGACCCAUGUUCUUUUCUGUAAAGGAGUCGGAUACAUCAGUAUUGCAGAGUAAGAAGAGACAGCUGGAAGAAAAAACAGCUAUGGAGGAGGAAAUGGAGAAUCUGAGAAAGGCUCAAGCACGGGCAGAUGCAGAAAGCAAGCGGAUGGAGAGGGAAAAGAGGUCUAAACAGCAGCAGCAAGUCUCGUUGGUGGGUUUGCACCAGGGCUCUUCUACAUAUUUCAGGCCAAAGAAACUUGGCUUGUAAAUGUAAUUAUAGGUUAUGCAGUUACUGGUUUAUGAUUCAGUCCUCAUUUCUGAAAGCACAGUUGCAACAUGUUGAAAAACAACAGUAUUUUUUUGCCACUGAAAUCUUCAAUUGCCUGCUUAUUUUUGGAGAUCACAUAUUGCACUUUGCAAAAUGGGUGAAUAAUGCAAAUACUAAUUUUGUA